UCGACUUCGCGUGUUCCGCGUGAGAGGGGGUAGUUUUGAACGAGUCGCUAAAGAACUUGGUCGCCUCCUUCGACGACGCCUUCCUGUCGGAUCCGAGGUCACACCUUCUCGCCGGUCUUCUGUUGGAUCGGAAGGAACAAAGACGACGGGAGCUUGCUCCUUGCGAAGUAUUUAGCUUAAAUCCUGUAUCCAAACAGCCCCGACCUCUCUCAGUUCGUGGGUUUUAUAAUAUCCCAAUCUCUCUCUUCCCGCAUCACUUGCUGGUCGACACCGACGUUUUCUGCCUUCUUCAAAAAUGUCUUCUCUUGCUGCUGCCAGAGCUGAUAAUUUUUACUACCCACCAGAAUGGAGUCCAAAAAAGGGUUCUUUGAACAAGUUUCAUGGUCAACAUGCACUCAGGGAGAGAGCAAGAAAGAUCGACCAGGGUAUUCUGAUUAUAAGAUUUGAAAUGCCCUUCAAUAUCUGGUGUGGUGGAUGCAAUUCCAUGAUUGCUAAGGGUGUGAGGUUCAAUGCAGAGAAAAAGCAAGUGGGAAAUUAUUAUUCCACUAAGAUAUGGAGCUUCACUAUGAAGUCUGCGUGCUGCAAGCAUGAGAUUGUUAUACAUACAGACCCAAAGAACUGCGAGUACGUGAUAAUAAGUGGGGCUCAGCGCAAGACAGAGGAUUUCGAUGUUGAAGACGCUGAAACAUUUGCUUUUCCAGCAGAUGAAGUUAGAGGCAAGCUUUCAGAUCCAUUUUACCGGCUUGAACAUCAAGAACAGGACCUGCAGAAGAAGAAGGAAGCUGAGCCAUGGUUAGUGCGUCUUCAGAAAGUUUCUGACAGCAGGCGCUCCAAUGACUACAGCCUAAACAGAGCUCUCAGGGAUCGCCUGAGGGGUCAAAAGAAGAAGAUUGGUGAAGAAGAGCAAGUUGCAAGAAAAAUGGGCCUAGGCAUCCGGCUUCUCCCUCCAUCAUCAGAAGAUGCGGAAAGUGCAGCUGCAGCUAGAUUCUCUUCUAAAUUCGAAAGAAAUCGCAGGGACAAGCGAGCAGCUAUUAAAGCUUCUUCCAUCUUUGAUCAACCUUCCACUGCUUCAGGAAGCAAAGUCUCGGAAAUUCAGUUAAAGAGAAGAAAAAUCAAUGCCUCUUCAGCAUCUGCGCUGAUAGCAGGCAGGGUUAAGCCUUCCUCACGGCAGCUUCAGAAUCAGGUCUCUGUAAAUGGGUCUUCUUUAGUCAGGACAAGAAGAUGAUUUUGCUUUCAUGGCUUUGGGGUUGGGGCCAGAAAUAAGAUGAUCUAUGGCUGAGUAGUUGUCGAAGUAAAUAAUCAAUGGAUUUAUGUAGAUAAUCAAAAAGAGAAUGAUGUGAACUAUUGCUAUUCGAAUUAAAUAGGUUUGUUUCCAAUCGAGAAUCUCAUUUUUCAAUCCAAAAUCUCCAAUUGAAUUU
Dendrobium catenatum is the source of this 1418-nucleotide messenger RNA. RefSeq names its product coiled-coil domain-containing protein 130. Gene Ontology annotation, cellular component: U2-type spliceosomal complex; post-mRNA release spliceosomal complex. Gene Ontology annotation, biological process: mRNA splicing, via spliceosome. The transcript has 8 exons. The record is from RefSeq and is a predicted model, not a curated record. Lineage: Eukaryota; Viridiplantae; Streptophyta; Magnoliopsida; Asparagales; Orchidaceae. The coding region runs from base 296 to 1225 and encodes 309 amino acids.